AUGCCACUCGCCCGUCGACACGUGGCGGCGGAGGAGAGCUUGGCAUCGCCGAGCGUUCUCCGCGCAGCCAGCAGUGAUGACCCGCGGGGGAUGCUGGAGGGCGUGUCCAUGGCGUGCCUCGUGGGCCUCGUGAAGCAACUGGCUGUCCUUUCAGACCACGCCUCGCGUGUGUUCGAGGGUUUGGCGGCGGACCUAGCGGAGGUGGCGUCGCGGCGGGAGCAGGUGGCAGCGCGGGCCCGGGGAAUAGAGUCUGUGGUGGGACGGAUAGAGGAGCGCAUUCUUAAGGACGGCCACCCACUCGCACUUGCGUACACGCCAGGCGUGCGAUGGCGCGCGCACGUGCCGACGGCGCAACAGGUGCUCCUGUCCGCCGACCGCCCGCUCGUCAUCGUCACCGCGUACCAGAACGCCGCUCCCGCGCCCCCCCUGAAACGCCUUCACAGGCUGUUGCCUUCACCCGCGGGAGAUCUGGCGGAAGGGGAAGAUGGUGGCUGUGAGACCAGGGAGGUGCGGGAAGCAGGGAGUAGUGACUGGCGCGCAUGCGAUGACGCGGAGAGAGGAGGGGAAGAAGCUGCAGGCGAGGGGAGCGAUGGAGCUGGCGGCAUUGAAGGCGGGGACUCCCGAGCCGCGCGGGCGGCGGAAAUCCUGCUGCAGCUGGGGCCCCAGUCCCCCCCGGAUGCCUCGUCGUGGAUGGCCGCGCGACUGCUCCGCGCCUCACUUCUUGCGCCAUCGGGGGAGAGUAGAGCGGAGAGAGGAGAUCGCGAGCAGUGGAGUGGUGAUGACGUGGGCGACGGGUUGCGUCGGGGAGACGUGGGAGAGGGGAGGGAUGGGGAGACAAUGAGGGCAAGCUCUGAAGCAAAGGCAGGGGAGGCUGGGGGUUAUGGUGAGCCAGGGAGAUGGAGCGAAGAAGCAGGGAGAGAGGAAUCAAGACUUGCGUUUGAUACCGAUCAUUGGGACGAGGAGGAACGGCACUUUGAGGAAGGCGCUAGGGAUGGAGAGCGCGAGGGGGAAGUGAGGAAGGAAGAGGAGGGUUCAGGAACGAGUGGGAGGGGAGAGAAGGGAAGGGCGGAUGAAGGGGCAGCGCUGGGGUGGUUGGAUGCGGGAGACGGGUUGGAAUUCGAUGUGACGCAAUUCGUGCGAGUGUUGGAGGAGGAAGGCGCGGAGGACACAGAGGAGCACGCUGGAUAUGCCCCUGAGUCGCCUCGAACCAUACCAAGGGAGCAUGACCGCGAUAGGAGAGAGGAAUGGCAGCAAGGGGAGAGAGAGGAGGUUGAGCACGGGAAGGUGGAGGUGCAGGAGGAUACUGGAGAAGGGGAGGUGGCAGGUAGCGGGAGGGAGGAGGUGGAGGAAGAGGAGGCAAAGGGUGAGGAGCAUGAGGCGCGCUUGCUUUCGAGUGGAGACUGGCACUCCAGUGGUGGGAGUGAGGCGUCGGAAGAGGUUGAGAAACGCGCGUUGGACGCGCUUGUUGAAAGGGAGGAAGAAGCUGCAGUGGAUUCUGACGAGGACGAUGCUGAGGGGAUGGAGGAUGGGCAGGGAUCGUCAGCUGGAAAUGGGGAGGCAGUGGGGAAGAUAGGGCUUGGAGGAACGGAGCAGCAGCAGCUUGACAAGGCGAGGGAUUUGAACGUGCCAGGCGCUUCUCAGCAGCAUGACCACUUGCAGCAGGAGGAGCAGCGAGAGGAAGAGCAGGAGCAGGAGGAAGUGCAUGGGGAGGACGCGGGUCGAUCAGCUCAGCUCCACUCGCCAUCAUCCAAAGACGCACUCGCUCUCCACACCCCACACUCCAUCUCCGCCUCACCCACCCCGUCCUCGCCCACCCCACAGGCGCCAGUUACCAGCGCAACAGCAGCAGCGUCCCCCUGCUCCUCCGCCUCCUCGUGCUCGUCUGUGUCUGGUCGCUCCAUGUCUCAUUCUGUGUCCAAGUCACUCAAGGACCUGUCCGUGCUGCAGCAGAAGCUGAGGGCGCAGAGGGGCGACGUGCAGCGACUGGCAGCUGACAGCAUGCAGCUGCAGCAGUGGCUGGGCCUGCAACCGCACCAAGUGCUGCUCUCGCCUUCUGCCUCUCCAAGCACCUCUGCUGCUGCUGCUGCUGCGUUUGCUGUGUCUGAUUCUGCUGUUUCUGCUGCUUCUGAAUCUCUCUCCAGCGGACACCAGCAUGGCAAGCAGCCAUCCGGAACUGCUGAGAGCUUCAGCACCGGUGCCGGGAUUAGUGCUGGCAGCACUACCAGCAGCAGCUGCAGUGUUGGUGGCAGCGGUGGCGGCGGUGACGGUGGUGGCGGCGAUGGGGCGAGCAGUUCAGCUAGUGGUGGUUCGACUAGUGGUGGUGGGUGCGGGGCGAGCAGCAGCAGCCUCACAAGCAGGCCACGGCGAUUCAGCCUGGGCUCUGCGGCAAUUGGGGCAGGAGGAGGAACGGCAGGGGCGGCUUCUGCAGCAGCCUUGGCAGCUGCAGUGGUGGCAGCAGGAGGGAACCCAGUGGGUGUGGCAGUGCGCAGGGAGAGAGACGUGGCUGGAUCGCUCUGUGUGACGGCUGGUAACAGUGGUGAACCUUUGCCUCCCGCUUCUGCUGGCUCUACUGCUCAUGUUGAUGGCGGUGCGGCUGUAUCAGAGACACUGAAUUUGGAUGGUGAGAAAGAGGGCAGGUCACAUGCAGGGUACAACGGGGAGCAUGGCUUGUCCGCGAAGCAGAGUGACGUCACGCAGCUGAGCCAGGAGGGAGUUGGACCAGCGCUCCUGAAGCAGCAGCAGCAGCAGCAGCAGGAGCAGCAGCAGCAGGGGAAGGAGUUAGAGAAACAUGGUGGGCGGAGUGGAGGGAUUGAGGUGAUAAGGCGGAGUGCGUCCCUGCCUGCCGUCUUCCAAGAGCCAGACAAGGCCGAGCAACCACGUGUACAGGAGAACGAGCAGGGGCAUGAGCAGAAGGGCGAGGGCGAGGGCGAGGGUGAGAAUAACGCCAGUCAGGGCAGCGAGGCGCAGGUGUCACCUCCCCAUCGUGCUCUUUCCCAUGCUCACUCCUUCGCUGCUGCCUCUGCUGCGUCCCCCUUCUUCCUGCCCCACCCACUCGUCCCCUCUUCUCCCCCUCAACUGCCCUCUGCUGCCUCAGCUGCAGUGGCAGAGACACUUGAGAAGGAGGCGGUUGAAUCUGCUGAUGCUGCUGCGUCUUGUCUUGCUGGUGCAAGAGACAGGGAUGUGCCGCCUGUUAGCUCCUCUACCCUGGAUUACCCAGCUCCACCUGCGUCCCAACCAUUUGGCUCUCAUAGCCCUGCUCCCCUUAUUGUUCCUUCCCCCUCCAUCUCCUCCUCCUCCACCUCCUCCUCCUCGGCCUCUGCCCCUGUUCCCCCCUCUGACACCUCUGCCCGCUCCCGCCUAUCCGCUUCCCCACAAACCGCUGCCUCUGCACAUUCCUCCCCAUCUGCCUCUUCCUCCUCCACAGCCCACUCCUCUCCCUCCCCCUCCACCUCUCGCCUCUCUGCCUCUGUUGCCUCCUCUACUCGCUCACCCUCCUCCUCUUCCUCCUCCGCCUCUCCCUCCCCCUCCUGCUCCUCGUCUUCCUCCUCCUCCCUGCUCCCCACUUCCACCUCUCGCUCUCAGGUCUCCAUACACACUCCCUCUCAACCCCGCAGUCGCACUCACUCCCUCGCCUCCCCUUCCUCCCCCUCUAUCCUUCCUGUCUCGUCCCUCUCAACUGUCUCCCACGGCAAAGCCCACUCCUCCCACCAGCACACUACUCCGCACUCGCCCACCACAAGCACCACCCGCCAGCACGCAGUGCCACACUCCCCCAAUGCGACCAGCGCUCACACUCCCAGCUCUGUUCUCCUACCUGUGGAUACCAAUGCCACGGGUACUGUGGCUGCUGCCACUGCCGCUCCCUUGCUCUGUGCCUCCACCCCGAGCGCACCUCCUCGCACCUCUGUGCCCUCCAAUUUUCCCGCAGACCCCGCCUCUGGAGUCUCAGCUGCUCUCACUUCUCCCUCCACCCGCCAGCCCACGCCUAUGCUCUCCCCGCCCUUCUCUGCUGUGCCAGCUGCUCCUGGUAGCUCGUCAGCAGCGCCACUCACCUCCACCCGCGGCAAUAGUAGUACACACACAGGGAAGCCAGUUCCAUCUUCGCUCACCCUCCUCCCUCAUGCCCGAUCUCCCUCCUCCCCGCCACACCACCCUGCUAGCUCGCCUCCCGCUGCUGCGGCCACCAGCAGCACCUUACCUACCUCGCCCAUCACCACUCCCAUCUCUUCGCUCCAGAUCACCUCCCCUCCCCCCUUGCCCUCCACACCUCCCUUUACCUCCGCCCUCCGCUCCCCUCACGCCAUUGCUAAGGCCCGUGCUCGUGCCCUAGCACUCGCCAACUCCCUCUCACUAGACCCUCCUGUACCGCCUGCUUCUACUGCUGCCACUGCUGCUGCUGGCCCCAGCAGCAGCAGCAGCAAGCACACACACACUAUCGCGCACACCCAUGGCAGCAGCACCAAAGCCCCCUCCACUAGCCCGUCAGAAGCUCGCUCAGGUAGCCCUGUCUCCCACCGCACCUACCCUCGCCACCGCAAGUCUCCCCCUGCCUCUCCCCACGCCCUUCGCUCCCCCGCGCACCCUGUUUUGCCCCAGCAUGACGUAGGCGGAGGAGGGAGGAGAAGCAGGGAUGGGGGGAAGAGGGGUGGUCCAUUUAGGCAGAGGUCAGGGGAAUGGAUGGGGUGGGAGGAGAGAGAGGGAGAGGAGGAGGGUUCUUGGUCUAACGCUACUGAGAUGGCACGAGCACAAAGUGAGCAGUGGGAGAGAGAGAGGGUGAGGGGAACUGGAGCAGGGGCAGCAGGGAAGAGAAGGGAUUCGGGAGUGGGUGUGGGGGCUGGCAGGCGGGUGAGUGGUUCAGGCGAGAGGGAGAGAGAUGGGGAUGGUAGAGGUGAGGGGCAUAGGCAGCAGCUGAAGCAGCAGCAAAGUGGUGAGUUGGAGGUGGUGGGCAUAGGGAAGGGGCACAUGGAGGGCACACGAGGAGGUGGCAGAGAGCACACAGGAAAGAGGAGAGACGUGAAGUUGCAGCUGGUGCAGCAGGUGCAGCAGGUGCAGCAGGUGCAGCAGGGCAACGGGUAUGAGAACAAGAGAGAGCCUCUGGUUGUUAGUGUCAAACCCGCUCGCAUGGCUGGUCGUAUUCCUUCCCCAUCUUCCCUUGCGCACACCUCACCUAAACCCCAUACCCCAACAGCCUCGCACCCAUCCCCUCAGCCAUACCCCUCUUCACAGUCUUACCCAUCCUCCUCACAGCCCCAGACCCUCAUGCCCCCUCGCUCUCUCCUCUCGCCCCCUAACCAACUCCCUACCAGAGACCCCAGCCCCAGCCCUCGAUCUCUGUACCCUCCAGCCCCCCCUUCCCCCUCCUCUGCCUCUACUGUCUCCCUCUCCUCCUCCUUCAUCCGCCGCUUGCCCAGCCCCAGGGCCCUGCCAGGAGCACCUGCCCUUGCUUCUCCCUUUGCUCCAGCUGCCGCCGCUGCUGCUGCUGGAAGUGCAAUGCCCGCAGCAACAUCAAGCCAGUUCUCCCCCGCCCUUGUCUCUCCCCGUGCUGGCUCCUCCCUGCUGCCUUUGGCAUCUCCAACCUACUCCCACACACCUCCUGCCUCCCUCAACCAUUCCUCUUCUGCUGCACCACCAGCCUCUUCCCACUCGUCUCACUUCUCUGCCAGCCAGCCCAGGCUGCUCUUUUCCACCAGCAAGGGCCCUGAUUCUGUCACACCUGCUGCCACAGUGGCAGGGGCGGGUAUGAGAAGUGGAGUCAGCUCAGUGGGUGCAUCUGGUGCAGGUGGCAAGUGGGCAGGCAGUGGUGGCAGUUAUCGCAGCAGUGACGGGCACACCCCAGGGAGUGUUCAGUCGCAUGCUUUAGGGAUGAGGGGUGGUGUGGGCAGUAGCAGCAACGACAGGGUCACUGGCAGUGGCGGCGGUUUCAGCCAGGUCCUCACCUUAGAGCUGUCGCAGGGGCAUGGCGCCGUGGUGCUGGUGGCAGUGGCUACAGGAAUCCUUAAUUUUUGGAUGAGUGCAGGCGUGAUGUCAGCGAGGAAGAAGUACAACGUUCAAUACCCGAUUCUGUACGCAUCUGAGUCUCACAAAAACGCCAAGGAGUUCAACUGCGUGCAGAGGGCGCAUCAGAACACCCUUGAGGUUCUUCCGUCUUUCCUUGUGUUCCUCCUCAUUAGCGGCGUUGCGUAUCCGUGGACAUCCACUGUACUUGGGGUUAUCUUCCUGCUUGGGCGCAUUGGCUACUUCCUUGGUUACUCCACUGGCAGGCCCGAGGCUCGUUACAAUGGAGGAUUUUGGAUGAUUGGAUUUUUGGGCCUCAUGAGCAGUUACCCCUGCCCCCUUAUUUUCUCAAUUCCUCCCCCUGUUCUCCGCGCCUCCCCUCGCCCCGCACCUCAUCCACAUUCCCCGGACUCCUCCCGACUCGCACUCCGCGCGCGCCGAAACGGGGGAGCGGCAGCCGCGUCUGGUCCGGUGAAGGUCGAGGGGAACCUGUGGGACGACCUGCAGCGCGCAGCGACGGGCAAGGAUGCGGGGAAGGCGGAAGACCUGGACAAGGGGAAGAAGAAGUAUGGCCGCGAGACCGUGCAGUACAAGCCGAGCCGCACGGUGGCUGGGCGGAAGAGCUCGGGGAGCGCAGCUUCCGGCGGCGGAACUACCUUCCUUAGCAGGUCCCCCAGCUCCUCCGCACGCAAGGGCACGCAGUACGCAGUGCGGGCUGCGGGGAAGUCAAGCGGAGGCACGCAGCUGAUCGUGCUGGGGGGAAAGGGCAAGGACAAGGGGAAGGGGGCGCGCAACGGGAACGGGGAGGGCGGAACUCAGAAGCUGCUGGCGGAUGUGACGUCUGGCCUGGGGCUAUCGCUGGGCGGCAAUGGCGGCGCGCAGAGGGACGGCAAACUGGUGUUCGUGGUGGGCGCCGGCAGCAGCGUGGGCGCCGCCACUGUGAGGGAGCUCGUCCGCUUGGGGUACCGCGUGCGCGUGCCGGCCAACGAGGCGGACGCCGCCCAACCGCUGCUCGCUGACCUGCCCGAGCCGCCCAAGGGUCUCUUUGACAUGUUUCUCCCCGGCGGCGCCAGUCUCCCCGUGGUGGAGUACGCGGAGGGGCUGGGCGCGUGGCCGCUGGGCGCGGGGGUGAUCGGCGCGGAGGACGCCAUGCGCGGCGUGGGGAGCGUCGUGUGCGUCGCGGACAGCCUUGACUCUAGCGUCAUCAGAGCGGCGGAGGAGCUGCAGGUGCGGCGCUUCGUCCUCGUGCUACCGCCCAUCAACAACCCCCUCGCCAAGCUGUUUGAAGCGGCGUCGUGGCAGGCCAAGGCAGAGCAAGCACUCGCUGACUCCGCCCUCGACUUCACUGUCAUCCGCACGCCUGCCAUCGUCGAGUCCCUCCCAACAGCCUCCGCCCCUUCCCCCUCCGCGCCUGCUGACUCCGCCUCCUCCCCCACUUCCUCCUCCUCUACCUCCGCCGACUCCCCCCCCGCGCCCUCCCCCUGCGUGGCGCUGCGCCUAGGGCCCAACGCGCGAGGGUCCAUCUCAGAAGGCUGGCCCUCAGGUGCCAUCUCGCAGAAACAGGUGGCGAGGGUGGUGGCGGGGGUGCUGAAGGAGGGAUCCCCGCGCCUCAAGCGCCAGGUGGUGGACGCCGUGGUGCUGCCGUCCGCGUCCCCCCAGCCCUCCGUCUCCGCGCUCAUCGAUGCAGCGCUCUCCCAGGCCGCUGCUGCUGCUAAGGCUGCUGCCAAGCCUGCGACUGCUGAGGCGUCUGCUGCCCCUGCCAGCCCCAAGUUCAAGCUGCCAGCCAUGGCCAUGCCCACUGCCCUCACAGGCAACAGCGCACCCAAGAGCGACAGCAAGGAAGCGAAGGGUAGCAGCAACGACGCAGGCAAGGAGAAGGAGAAGGAGAAGGCAAGCGAGAAGGAGAAGCUUGGUGUCAAGGAGGCGGAGAAUCUCCUCUCACGCUUCACCAAGCCCAGGGGCGCCCCUGCAGUGGAGGAGCCCGCUCAGCCCGCCUCUGACCCGGUAGCGCGCGCCCAGGAGGCUGUAGCCAAGGCCCAGCAGCAGCUCGCACAGUCCCUUUCCCUGCCCUCCCUCUCCUCCUCCUCCUCCUCCUCCUCUGCGUCUGGCACCAAGAGUGGCACGCAGCGCGGGGGGACUGUGCGCAUGGGUGUGCAGAAGAAUGGUGGGGUGAAGGCGGGCGUGCGGAGGGGCGGCACCAAGGUGAUUGACAAGCGUGCACAGCAGAGGAGGAGCGUGGCAGGGAACGCGGCGCAGAGGCAGAGGCAGCAGCGUGGGCGCAAGGCAGAGGAGAGCGAGGAGGGGGGGAUUGAUCUGCUGGGGUCGUGGGUGCAGGGCAUCCAGUCGUUUGAUGGACAGCUACCCUCUGGACCAGUCAAGAGGCAGGCUCCUGCUCUCGCAUGGCUGCAGUCACUGCUGCCACAGGAGGAGGAGGAGCCACAGCCAGAGGAGCAGGGACCCCUGGCAGCAGCCCGGCGCCUCUUCUCCCCCGCACCCCCUCCCCCACCCGCUCCUAAGCCCCCAACUGGCGCCGCUGCCAUCGCCUCCUCGGCUGCUACUGCUGCCGCUGCUGCUGCCGUGGUGACGGCAUCUGCUGCCGUGUCUGCAGUCGCUGGCCUUGCGCAGGUGGUCACUCCAUCGCCCUCCUCCUCUUCCCCCUCAACUUCUGAUGCUGAUUCUGCUGGAAAGGACGCUUCCCCUGCUGCUGCAGCUGGGUCUGCAGAGGCUGAGAGCGGCAGCGAGGGGGGCAUGCAGGGAAUGAGGGCGCUCGCCGGCGUUGCAGCAGACGCACUGAAGGAUGCGGUGGCGAGUGCGGCUGACAUGAUCUUUCCCUGUUCUGCCCUUUUCCCACCCUCCAGCAACACUACACCUGGCCGCGGCAGCAACGCUUCCCCCGAGGAUCCCGACAAGCCGCACGCGACUUCGGGAUCGUCGGGGAAAUCUGCUGAGGAGGCUCUAGCGUCGUUGACGGUGGCGGGGUCGCAGGAUAGCGGCAAGGGCGCAGCGUCUAGUUCAGGGGGGGAUAAGGGCAAAGCCGUCGCCGCAGCAGCCGCCGCCGCUAAGCCCGCGGUGCCAGCGCCUCUCAGCGGGCCUCUCGCGCUCAUGUCGCAGCUCAUGGGUCAGCAGCCGCGCCGCCAUCUCUUCUGGGAGACGCAGCCCGUCGUCGGCGGCACGGACGGCACGCCGGCUCAGGCAGUAGCUGCGGACGGCGGCGGCAGCGAAGCCGCCGGGAGCGAAGCCGGCAGCAGCAGCAGCAGCAGCGGCGGUGAUGGCGGUGUUGUCGCCGGCGUGGAUGUUUCGGAGGAGGGCCCGAUCGAGCCGCCGACUCCGCUGGAGCAGGUCCGCGCGGAGCCGUACGCGCUGCCGGCGGCGUACGAGUGGUGCACGUGCGACGUGGAUAGCGACGCGGAGAUGCGCGAGGUGUACGUGCUGCUGACGAAUAACUACGUAGAGGACGACGAUAACAUGUUCCGAUUCGACUACUCGCAGGAGUUCCUUCGCUGGGCGCUUAAACCUCCGGGAUUUUACAAGUCGUGGCAUGUGGGUGUGCGCGCGCGCCAGUCGCGCAAGCUCGUCGCGUUCAUCACGGGGGUUCCCGCCACGGUGCGCCUCCGCGAGAAGCUGGUCCGCCUGGCGGAGAUUAACUUCCUCUGCGUGCACAAGAAGCUGCGCUCGAAGCGCCUCGCGCCUGUGCUGAUUAAAGAGGUAACGCGGCGCGUGCACCUGCAGGGGAUCUGGCAGGCCGUGUACACCGCAGGGGUGGUGCUGCCGACGCCUGUGACCACCGCGCAGUACUGGCACCGAUCGCUAAACCCGAAGAAGUUAAUCGACGUGGGGUUUUCGCGCCUCGCGCCGCGAAUGACCAUGUCGCGAACCAUCAAGCUGUACCGGCUGCCGGACCAAACCGCGACGCCCGGGCUGCGCGCCAUGGAGCGGCGCGACGUGCCGGCCGUGUGCCGGCUGCUGAAAUCGUACCUCGCGCAGUUCGUGAUCUCGCCGGAGCUGAGCGAAGCCGAGAUAGAGCACCUGCUGCUGCCGAUUAAAGACGUAAUCGACUCGUUCGUAGUGGAGGAUCCUAAGACGCACGAGCUGACGGAUCUAGUCUCCUUCUACACGCUCCCGUCGACGAUAAUCGGGAACGACAACUACAGCAACCUGAAGGCGGCGUACUCGUUCUACAACGUGGCGACGGCGACGCCGCUGCUGCAGCUGAUGAACGACGCGCUGAUCCUGGCGCGGCGGCGCGACUACGACGUGUUCAACGCGCUGGACAUCAUGCAGAACGCGCAGUUCCUCAAGACGCUCAAGUUCGGCCCCGGAGACGGGCACCUGCACUACUACCUCUACAACUACCGCAUGCACGGCCCGUUUCAACCUGCGCACCUCGGCCUCGUGCUGCUCUGA
Closterium sp. Naga37s-1 is the source of this 10398-nucleotide messenger RNA. Lineage: Eukaryota; Viridiplantae; Streptophyta; Zygnematophyceae; Desmidiales; Closteriaceae. The record is from the annotation of a GenBank genome assembly.